This is a messenger RNA of Schistosoma intercalatum, 630 nucleotides long. NCBI's taxonomy places the organism in Eukaryota, Metazoa, Platyhelminthes, Trematoda, Strigeidida, Schistosomatidae. The record is from the annotation of a GenBank genome assembly.
AUGUUGUAUCAUUCAAGAUCAAAUUCAUUACAUUCAAUUGUAGAAAUGAUUCUUUCAUUAUUAUUACUAAUGAUCUAUGGAAUUAUGAUCAUUUAUAGUAAACCAUUAGAUAUUGAAUCAGAUACACCAUUAACUAUAAGUUUUAAUCCAUCGUCUAAUCAAGUACAAUUAAAUCAACCAUUAAUAAUACGUUGUGAAGUUCAUUCAUUCAAUAAUAAACAAUUAGAAGUCAAUAAUAAUAAUAAUAAUAAUAAUAAUAAUAAUAAUAAUAAUAAUACUUCAAUGGAUAAGGAUAAUCAUCGUAAUAAAAUAGAAGGUUUCUCAUGUAAAACAGCUGGAUUAGAAACACCAAAAAUUCCUUUAACUUUAGUUAAACCCAAUGAUAUUCAAUUGAAUACAAUGGAUCUAUCAAAGACUAAAACAUCAUCAUCAUCAUCAUCAUCUAAUUCUCAUUCAAUGAUAUCUCAUUUGAAUAAAACUAUAUCUAAUGAAUAUAAUACACAGAAAGAUGAAUCUAAUCCAUUGAAUAAUGGAAUGAAUCAAUCGAUUAAACGAAUCAAUUCUGAACUUAAAGGUAAAUCUAUAGUCAUUCUUUCCUUUUUCUUAUCAUUGUUAAAUCCAUGUACCUAA